This is a messenger RNA of Parathielavia appendiculata, 1038 nucleotides long. RefSeq names its product class II peroxidase. The transcript has 3 exons. Gene Ontology annotation, molecular function: heme binding; peroxidase activity. Gene Ontology annotation, biological process: cellular response to oxidative stress; response to reactive oxygen species; hydrogen peroxide catabolic process. The record is from RefSeq and is a predicted model, not a curated record. The coding region runs from base 1 to 1038 and encodes 345 amino acids. Lineage: Eukaryota; Fungi; Ascomycota; Sordariomycetes; Sordariales; Chaetomiaceae.
AUGGCCAAGACCCUCAACGGGCUCGUCUCUCUUGCCCAACGCCAGACCGUUUCCGGAACGGAGCUCCUCGCCGACCUCAAGACCCUCCCGGAGGGCGCCCUGUCGCCCGCUGGCUCAACCAUCAAGAACAUCCUCCUCGCCAACCGUGCUGCCGCGUCUCCGCAGGACCUCACCACCGUCUACACCCCGCCAGGCGCCCUCGGCAGCCCGGCGUGCCGCGCCGACGCGUGCUGCGUCUAUAAGUACGUGGCCGCCGACAUGGCCGCCGUCUUUCGCGACGCUUCCUCGGGCGAGUGUACCGAGCUCGCGCGCCAGGCCGUGCGUCUGGGCUUUCACGACGCCGGCACCUGGUCCAAGACGCGCGGCGGCGGCGGCGCCGACGGGUCCAUUAUCCUGGCCACGGAGUGGCUGCGUGCCGAGAACCGCGGGCUCGAGGCCAUCGCGGCCGUCGUGCAGGUGUGGUACGACUUGUACCACCCCCACGGCGCCAGCAUGGCCGACCUGGUCCAGCUGGCGGCCAACGUGGCGGCCGUGUCAUGCCCGCUGGGGCCUAGGGUGCGCUCGUUUGUCGGGCGCAAUGAUAGCGCCGUGCCCGCGCCCGAGGGCCUCCUGCCGGAUGUGAAUGCCGAUGCCGCGUCGCUGGUGGCCCUGUUCGAGGAUAAGACGGUCGUGUUGGGGGAACUGAUUGCCCUCAUUGGCGCCCACACGGCGAGUACCCAGCUGUUUGUGGACGUGUUGAGGGCGGGGGCUCCUCAAGACUCGACGCCGGGAGUGUGGGAUGUCUCUUGGUACAAGGAAACCAUCAGCGAGUCUCCCCCGCCUGGUGUGUUUCGGUUUCCUAGUGACGUGGCCCUGUCACGGUACCCCGGAGCCCAAGACUUCUGGACUGCCUUUUCCAACGCAGCAGAUGGUCAGGCCGUGUGGGCUGAUGGGUAUGCCGGAGCCUACGUCCGGCUCAGUGUGCUCGGUGUCGAGCACAUCAAUGACUUGAAGGAGUGCACGGGUGUGCUGCCCUUGCCGGUCUCUAAGGCCCCUUGA